Messenger RNA from Salvelinus namaycush (lake trout), 948 nucleotides. RefSeq names its product kinesin-like protein KIF3C. The transcript is spliced from 3 exons. The coding region runs from base 10 to 351 and encodes 113 amino acids. The record is from RefSeq and is a predicted model, not a curated record. NCBI's taxonomy places the organism in Eukaryota, Metazoa, Chordata, Actinopteri, Salmoniformes, Salmonidae.
UUCAGUCAGAUGAAGAAGAGGCUAGCCUCGGCAGUCGGAUACAAACGGCCAAUCAGCCAGUACGCACGGGUCGCCUUAGCGAUGGGAGCCCACUCCAGAUACCGGGCUGAGAACAUCAUGUUCUUGGAGCUGGACAUGAGUCCUCCCACCACAGUCUCAUUGGACCACUGGCCCUCAGAGGUGGGGCCUGACUGUAGCUCCUCUCCCACAGACAGCGCCCUCUACAGGGAGAGAGCCACACGCGUCCGCAAGUCACGCUCCUGGUGUCAGGCCCCACGAGCCAUCACUUCCUCCUCCUCCACGGUUUCCCUGGCAACCCAUUCUACAGCCACACCCAGUACUGCCCAGUGAAUACCGGCCUCUCCUUACCUACCCCUCUACUCUCUCUCUCUCCUCUCUCUCUCUGGUCUACUCUUUACAGCAGCCUGCUAACUCCUCCCCUUUCCUCUCCUCCGCUCUCAGGAGUGGGAAACCACUCAACAGUCUUUGCCUCUGCUGCCUCAUGAUUGGUUGAUCACUGCCGUGGGAGGAGCCAAAGCCUGAUUGACAGAAGCAGAUCUACUGCCUCAAGGACUCCACUACCCAGACUACCCUGGGGGAGUGAAGGAGAAACUAUCCAUCAUACUCUCCUCAUUCCUGUGUGUGUGUGUGUGUGUGUGGCAGCCCAGGGUAGUCAGAGGUGAAACUCCCAAUAAAUUAAGACAGCUGGAGACUGAUUUGUGGUGCUCAAAACAAGGUAGUUAUUUAAUAGAGGUUAGGGGAAAGGAGAGGUGAGAAAUUCAUCCCUCUGCCUGUCUGCCCAACCGCCCGCGUGGACUAGACGUACCCUCUGCCUGUCUGCCGAACCGCCCGUGUGGACUAGACGUACCCUCUGCCUGUCUGCCCAACCGCCCGCGUGGGCUAGACGUACCCUCUGCCUGUCUGCCCAACCGCCCGCGUGGGCUAGAC